CAUCGCUCAGCUAUUCGACGACCAGAACACGACAUAUCAUGAAAAUCACUCAAAAGAUUCAACAAUCUGCUAACAAUGACAAAAUAUGGUGGUCCUUCGAGUACUUCCCGCCUCGAACCGCACAGGGCCUCCAGAAUCUACUUGAUCGUAUAGAGCGCAUGCGCGCAUUAGGCCCUGAAUUCAUCGACAUUACAUGGAAUGCGGGUGGUAGGACUUCGGACCUUACUUCAGAGAUGGUCAAAACAUGCCAGGGUUUGAUUGGGAUGGAGACGUGCAUGCAUCUAACAUGUACCAACAUGCCUAAAGAGAAGGUGGACAUCGCUUUGCGGGAAGCAAAGCAACAUGGGUGUAGAAAUGUCCUCGCUCUUCGAGGCGACCCACCGUCUGGCAAAGACGAAUGGGAAGCAGUAGAAGGUGGCUUCGUCCAUGGAAUUGACCUCGUCAGGCAUAUCCGCCGCGACUACGGAGAUUACUUUGACAUCGCGGUUGCAGGUUUCCCUCAGCACAUGGCGCUCCCCCCAGACGAACGCGACCAGGAGAUACAAUGGCUGAAGGAGAAGGUUGAUGCUGGCGUCGCGUUCAUUUUCACCCAAAUGUUUUAUGAUGUCCAAUUGUUCAUCGACUGGGUCAAAGCCAUUCGAGCCGCGGGUAUCACCAUUCCUAUCGUCCCAGGUAUUGCACCUAUCCAGACAUGGAACGGUUUCCAGCGUGCCACUAGCCUGGCCAAAAUUGUAGUGCCGCAGUCUUUCUUGGACGCACUUGAACCGAUAAAGAACGAUGACGAGAAGGUCAGGGAGGUCGGAACGAGGCUAGUCGCAGAUAUGUGUAGAAGAAUCCUCAAAGAGGAUAUCGGAAUUCGUGGUUUGCAUUUCUAUACCAUGAAUCUGGAGAAGGGCACGAAGAUGCUGUUGGAGGAACUGAACCUUGUCCCGAGAAUCGAGACCAUCAAGCCCCUCCCUUGGAGGCAGUCUCUCACACCAAACAGACGUCAAGAAUCAAUCCGUCCCAUCUUCUGGGCGAAUAGGACUAAAUCCUACAUCUCUCGGACAGAAAACUGGGAUGAAUACCCCAAUGGACGUUUCGGAGACUCACGCAGUCCUGCUUAUGGAGAGCUCGAUGGUUAUGGUGUUUGGAUUAAACAAACCGUAAAGGAUGCUCUCAAACUCUGGGGCCACCCGACAAGUUUUGCUGAUAUUGCAUCCCUUUUCUCUCGUUUCUGCACAAAGAAACUAUCGGCUUUGCCAUGGUCAGAUCAAGCACCCUCCCAGGAAACUUCCGUCAUCGCCGAGCAGCUGGCUACCAUGAACGAGUUUGGCUUCUUGACUAUCAACUCGCAACCCGCUGUGAAUAGUGCCCGAAGCGACGACCCAGUCUUCGGCUGGGGCCCAAGCAACGGUUACGUUUAUCAGAAGGCUUAUCUUGAAUUCUUCGUCAACCCAACACUUUUGAAUCUUCUCUUGACACACAUUGAGCGAGACAGCAACAUUACAUAUUAUGUGAUCAACAAACGUGGUGAUUUGCGGACCAACACCCAUUCGGACGGCCCCAACGCUGUUACGUGGGGGGUCUUCCCAGGGAAGGAGAUCGUUCAACCUACCAUCGUCGAAGCGGUCAGCUUCAUGGCGUGGAAGGACGAGGCCUUCGAACUCGGCCAGCAAUGGGCCAAGCUUUACGAGGCUAACUCCCCCUCCCAGAAGCUGAUCACUGAACUCAUGGAUACUUGUUUCCUCGUCAACGUGGUCCACAACGAUUUCCAUGAGCCAGAUGCCAUUUUCAAACCCUUCCUUAAGGCUGGUGCAGAAUAUGUCGCAGCGAAAGCGAAAGCCACGGCUGUCAAUGGCCAUUGAUAUGAGGCUUUUGAACGACGAUCAUGACGAAACACUUUUUCUUCUCUGUACUUUUUCUCGUGAUACCAGCUUGUUGAUCUCCUUUCCCUAUUAUG
Laccaria bicolor S238N-H82 is the source of this 1942-nucleotide messenger RNA. RefSeq lists its product as uncharacterized. The record is from RefSeq and is a predicted model, not a curated record. Gene Ontology annotation, biological process: tetrahydrofolate interconversion. The coding region runs from base 39 to 1847 and encodes 602 amino acids. NCBI's taxonomy places the organism in Eukaryota, Fungi, Basidiomycota, Agaricomycetes, Agaricales, Hydnangiaceae. Gene Ontology annotation, molecular function: FAD binding; methylenetetrahydrofolate reductase [NAD(P)H] activity. The transcript is spliced from 8 exons. Gene Ontology annotation, cellular component: cytosol.